AGGUGAGCCGGUCCAACAUGGCGUCGUUAGUAACAGUAUCACUGUUGUUAUUGUGGUAUGCAUCGUUUGCAUUAACAGUGACGGAGCGUGACGGCCGGAGCGGAGUGUCAGAGCCGUGCUACAAGCCCAUCCGCGACCACAGACCGGAUCAUGUGAGAACAUAUCCCAGGCCACACGAAUACAUAAACGUGUCGGACCUCCCUUCGUCGUGGGACUGGAGGAACAUCGAGGGGAAGAAUUAUGUGAGCAUUACACGAAACCAGCACAUCCCUCAGUACUGUGGCUCCUGCUGGGCCAUGGGAGCCACCAGUGCGCUGGCAGACCGGAUCAACAUCAAGCGUGGCGGAGCGUGGCCGUCGGCCUACCUGUCAGUCCAGAACGUGAUUGACUGUGGGAGGGCGGGCUCUUGUUUCGGAGGAGAUCACCUGAGAGUCUACGCCUAUGCACACCAGAGAGGCAUUCCUGAUGAGACAUGCAACAACUACCAGGCCAAAAACCAAAAGUGUGAGCUGUUUAACCAGUGUGGCACCUGCUCCUUCUUUGACUCGUGCGCCAUUGUGAAGAACUACACGCUGUGGAAAGUGGGCGACUACGGAGAAGUUUCUGGAAGAGACCGGAUGAAAGCUGAGAUUUACACCAACGGGCCUAUCAGCUGUGGAGUGAUGGCCACGGCGGGCUUGGAGGCGUACUCAGGGGGGAUCUUCGCCGAGUUUCACCCCAUCUCUUUGAUGAAUCACAUCAUAUCCGUAGCCGGUUGGGGUGAGGCAGAGGACGGGACCGAGUACUGGAUCGUCAGAAAUUCCUGGGGAGAGUUUUGGGGAGAGCAUGGAUGGGCGAGAAUAGUCACCAGUGCCUACAAGGGAGGAAAAGGCAAUUGGUACAACCUGGCUAUCGAGAAAAGCUGUGCAUACGGAGAUCCCAUUGUAACAUAGAGGAUUAAUUAAACUGAUUGAAAGAA
Myripristis murdjan (pinecone soldierfish) is the source of this 958-nucleotide messenger RNA. RefSeq names its product cathepsin Z. Gene Ontology annotation, molecular function: cysteine-type peptidase activity. The record is from RefSeq and is a predicted model, not a curated record. Gene Ontology annotation, biological process: proteolysis. The transcript is spliced from 6 exons. The coding region runs from base 18 to 932 and encodes 304 amino acids. Lineage: Eukaryota; Metazoa; Chordata; Actinopteri; Holocentriformes; Holocentridae.